AACGUUCACACGCGCAGUACUACAACGGCAGCGCACAAACCAGUUGGUCACUAUUGAAAAUAAUAACACCUUUAGCUCGAGAAACAUGACGUAGACGUGUAGUAUAUUUGUAUUAAUUUGUUUAAAUUGUUGAUUAAAACGGUAGAGUAAUGGAAUUUACAAUAGUUAAAGUGAUCGCAGUACUAGCCAUUCAAUCAAUCACUACGGUAAUAUGCGAGAAUGCUAAUGAAGAAUUUACCUGCCCUGAAGUUGGCGGCAAUGGUAACUAUGCGGACCCGGCGACGUGUCGGCGAUUUUAUCAGUGCGUAGACAACCAUCCGUACUUGAACCGAUGCCCGUCUGGAUUGUAUUUCGACGACGUGAACAAAUUGUGUACUUUUAAAAAUGAAGCUCGUUGUGGACCUCUCCCCGCAACCGAAGCGCCGAGUACGGAAAAUCCUAUAGAUUUGGCUCAGAAAUGCGACACCAGCCAAUGUACUCUGCCCUAUUGUUUUUGCUCCAGGGACGGCACUAUAAUACCGGGAGGACUGGACCCAAAGGACACGCCACAAAUGAUAUUGCUGACAUUUGACGGCGCCGUUAACACGAACAACUACGAUCAUUACCAAAAGGUGUUCUCUCACAACAAAAAGAACCCCAAUGGAUGUCUAAUAAAGGGCACGUUCUUCAUUUCGCACGAAUACUGUGACUACAACAUGGUUCAAGAGUUGGCGCAUAAAGGCCACGAGAUCGGCACUGAAACCAUAUCGUUACAAAAAGGUUUGGAGAAUAAAGGAUACGAAGAGUGGGUAGCAGAAAUGAUCGGCAUGCGAGAGAUUCUCGUCAAUUUCGCUAACCUAUCCAGAAGCGACAUUGUGGGAAUGAGAGCUCCGUUCUUGAAACCUGGCAGAAACACUCAAUACGAGGUAAUCGAGGACUACGGUUUCGUCUACGACAGUUCGAUCGGUAUACCCCCAUCCAAAGUACCGAUUUGGCCAUAUUCGUUGGACUACAAGAUCCCACACGAAUGCAAAUCUGGCACAUGCCCCACCAAGUCAUUUAAAGGUACUUGGCAGGUGCCUUUGAACGCCCAUUACGUAGAGACCUACGAAGGCGGACAUUGCCCGUACUUAGACCAGUGCGUGCUGCACAAUCACGACGCCAACGAAGUAUUCGAAUGGCUUCGCGAAGACUUCAACCGGUAUUAUAAUCAAAACCGGGCUCCGUACAUGAUGCCUUUCCAUACCAACUGGUUCCAAAUCAAAGAGUUAGAGAACGGGUUGCACAAGUUCGUCGACUGGGCAAACAAACAACCGGACGUAUGGUUUGUCACUGUCACACAAGCAUUGACAUGGAUGACAGACCCAAAAGGUGUCAAAGAGUUGGCCACCUACGAGGCUUGGAAGUGCGACAAGACCGACCAGCUCCCAUCGCCGCCAUGUAAUUUGCCCAACAAAUGCCCUCUGUCGUUUAGGCAACCGGACACCAGUGUUGCCGUCACAAGGUAUUUGUCAACUUGCAGACAUUGUCCAGCCAAAUACCCUUGGCUCGGCGAUACAAAAGGAACCGGUAUUGCCGGAGUUGAUGUGUACACGCCAGAAACCUUGCGAAAAUAGUCGUUAAAAUGUUAUUAUUGUUUAAAACAGAAAUAUUUAUUUUUUCAUAUCUAAAUUUAUAUAGUUAUGUUUUAUAAUACCUAGUGUAAAAUUGUGUAAAUUCACACGCUCAAAGGUCAAUAUACUUUUUUUAUUAUUUAUACAAAAUACCUACUACCUAUAUAAUAAUAUCAAACCAUUCCAAUCGAUUUUGACUUUUGAAAAUACCUUUAAACAUAAUUAAUAGUUAUAAAUUGUAAUUUAAAAAAUACAAAUGCUCGGAUACUAAAUAUUAGAAUAUAUUAUUUUUUCAAUUUUUUUCGCGUAGUAUACUAAAUAAUUUAUCGGUACAACAUGAAUAACUUGAGAAAUAUUAAAAGACUAAACCCAGGAA
This is a messenger RNA of Adelges cooleyi (spruce gall adelgid), 1968 nucleotides long. It is a transcript of the gene Cda4, whose product is annotated as chitin deacetylase 1. NCBI's taxonomy places the organism in Eukaryota, Metazoa, Arthropoda, Insecta, Hemiptera, Adelgidae. The record is from RefSeq and is a predicted model, not a curated record. Gene Ontology annotation, biological process: carbohydrate metabolic process. The coding region runs from base 150 to 1595 and encodes 481 amino acids. Gene Ontology annotation, molecular function: hydrolase activity, acting on carbon-nitrogen (but not peptide) bonds; chitin binding. Gene Ontology annotation, cellular component: extracellular region. The transcript is spliced from 10 exons.